This is a messenger RNA of Rhipicephalus microplus (southern cattle tick), 2801 nucleotides long. RefSeq names its product cytochrome P450 3A4. Lineage: Eukaryota; Metazoa; Arthropoda; Arachnida; Ixodida; Ixodidae. Gene Ontology annotation, molecular function: iron ion binding; oxidoreductase activity, acting on paired donors, with incorporation or reduction of molecular oxygen; heme binding. The record is from RefSeq and is a predicted model, not a curated record.
UUCUGGGGAAACUUAUGGGAAUAUCACCACAAGGUUUUACAAUGGAGAUGUGCCGACGCUUGUCGUCAAAGAUCUUGAUUUCUUGUCCUACGUGCUGGUGAAAGACUUCGGCAACUUUAUGAACCGAGGGACCACAAUGCGCACCGACCAGCAGCAUCCGCUCCUGAAACAAGGUCUGCUGCACGCCCGCGACUUGCAGUGGAAGCGCACCAGGAGCGUCACGUCGCAUGCCUUCACCGCUGCCAAGUUCAGACAGGUAUUUCCGCACCUGGACGACGCGAGCGACCGGCUCCUGGAUCUGCUGGUCAAAGCGGGUGAUGGUGGUGAGAAAGAGGUCGCCGCCUACGAGCUGUUCAAACCACUCGCCAUGGAGUACAUUUCCCGUGGCAGCUUCGGUAUCGCAAACAACUUUCAGGAGGCCACACAUCACCCACUCUUCCGUAUGGCCGUUCAGGUGCUUCCAGGAACCAUCACCGGCCCCAUGCACAUGAUUGCCCAGUGUACGACGACGUUGCAAAGCGUGAUGGCUCCAUUGCUUUGGCUGAACAGCAAGGUUGGCAGCUUCACUUACGAUCGCUUUGCGAAGCUUGCCUACCAGGCCGUCGACAUCAGGCGCAAGAACCCACUGCCCGAUGGAAAGAAGGAUAUCCUGCAGAUACUUCUAGACGCUGAAACCGAGGAAGAAAAGGUUAAAGAUGAAGUUACCAACGGUCAGUUGAAAGUCGACAAGAAGAUGUCUUCGACGGAACUCUCUGUAAACACGGCAAUGCUUCUAAUCGCUGGUUUUGGGACGACCUCCGUGGCUCUGAGCUUCGUGUGCUACAUGCUCGCGAAUCACCCCGACAUCCAGGAGAGAGUCAGGGAUGAAGUGAAGCAAGUCAGGAAAAAAUAUGGCACCCUGGACUACACGGCGGUGGCGCAGGGCCUCAAGUACCUGUCCUGCGUGGUGGACGAGACAUUACGUGUAUUCCCUGUGGUAGUUUCGUUCACCACCCGGUCUGCGCGAGAAGGCUUUGAGUACAAAGGAGUGAAGUACAGCGCCGGCCUGAGCAUCAUGUCUCCUACCAUGGUAGUUCAGAAGGAUCCCAAAGCAUGGACCGAACCUGAACGCUUCGAUCCUGAUAGAUUCCUGCCGGAAAAUGUGGCCCAACAGCACGGCAUGGCGUACCAGCCAUUCGGUCAGGGGCCCCGCAACUGCAUCGGCAAGAGGCUUGCGCUUAUCGAGAUCAUCUACACGGUGGGUCGCAUUGUGGAACGCUUCAGCCUCGAGCCUGGCCCUUCGCAGAAGGAAAACCUCGAGCUUCGCUUCUACUCGAUGGUGUGCGAGCCUCGUGAGGGCCCUUGGAUCAAAUUCAAGCCCAUACCGGAUGAAGAGCAAGCCUGAACAUCGGAGCCAUCAGAAUCAGCAUCGUUUGCAUUCGCCGCCACAUGAACUACCUUUCCUCCACAUACUCUCACGAGAUUAUUUAAGGGUGCACAGAACUGUGCCCAAAAGCACUGCAUCACAAAAGCACGUUCACACUAGACUACAUCGCAUUACACUGUACUAACAACCUGCUGUGACAAUCAGGAUAGGGGCUUGCACAGGGUACCCUGUUAAGGGAAAGUUACAUUGCAGGACCUCCCCUUCCCCCCCUCACCCUUUGCCCCACUGCUAGAGUCCGAAGAACAUGCUUCACAAUCGAUAAAAAAUAAAUAAAAAUGAAGCAAUGACAUGCUUCCGACAAUAGCCAGCCUUUGGUCCCUAGCUUUCUUGAAGAUGAAGGGUAUGUUUUUGGAAUCCUUUUGGAAUCAUCAGGGCCCUUCAGCCGCCGUUAUGGAUAAAAAACCUGCAUGGUCAUAACUGAGUAAGCGCAUGGGGCAGACCUUGCACCAUCCUUCCCCCACCAAUUUUGGUGAUUAGGGGGCGCCAUUACCCCCUCCGUGCUCACGCCUUUGAUUGGCAUCACAUCGUGGGCUAAGUAGAUUGUACAACUGGUAACGCUGGCAGAACUAAAGCAACCGCAAUAUGCGCCACGAAUAGCCACUAUAUCAUAAACGCAUCAGGCGAUGACAGUUGUGUGCUCGGAAUACAAUGGAAUUUUGUUAAUACAGUUGUCACGGGAACCGGAAAGUAGAACGCAUUAUGCAAAAAUCAUAUUAACCAAUAUGGCUGACUGGCAGCGAAAAAAAAAAAUGCAUAAGGGAGAUAAACGUGUUCCGCACUGUCAUGUCGACGAGAUUUGACUGUACAUCGCAUUUGAAUCACCAUGCACAUCUACCUUCUUAGCCCAUCAAAAGGCCACAUGUCUGUACAUGUCAGUCAAGGUCACUGGCGAUGCUUGACAUCCUUUUUAGCUUUAUGAAGCAACAUGUACAGUUGAUGCACACAACAUUCGCAACAUUUUCUAUAUUUCCACAUGAUUUUGGGAUUCUCCAAAAGAAUUCGUUCUCGGAGACUAAUUUUGUAGCAUACAAAACAAACUUUAUUUAAUAAAAUAGCAACAAUAGUGGCAGAGCAUGCGAGAGAGCACUCCAGCAUCAGCUGCACACAUGGCACCAUGCGCCGGGGGAAGACCUUGAUACAAGUGGAUGCCGAGACAGCAGCAGCGGCAAAACACUUUGAAAACAAUAGACAUGGGCCGCCAAGGCCGUGCACUUUGUUCUUGUAUACGGCUGUCCACACACACACAUAUAUAUUUCAUACAGCAGAGUACACCUAGUCGGGUUCAGUAACUUGGGCUAGUCAAUGUUGCCGCACAUUCGCACCAACAACAGAUAGAAAGAACAUGUAACAGAAUAGAGAAUGCUUCAGCGAAAUC